AUGACCAGCGCAGCACCGCCAGAUACUGUUGUCGCGGCUAUGCGACUGGAACCGCUCCGCUUUGCGGGUUACGAGCAGCUGGACAGCGGCGACGGCGGCUUUGUGCACCUCAUCACCCCGCAGGGUGGACGUGUGCGCCUGUACCCGUCGCGGCCCUCCUCCCUAGUCGCUUUAUCACCCCUGCUACCACAACCGCCGGCGUCGCGCCAUCUUGCUUAUCCACCCUCACCCCUUCUACCGCAGCCCCUUGGUUGUAAGCUGACACAGAAGGUUGCAACACCCACAGCAGCCCUGGCAGAUGCCCGGCAGGUCCUGAAGGAUGCCGCUAUGCCGCACGCGUCGACUGCUGCUGUGGUGCCGUUGGCACCCCCGGAGGGGUUCGAAGUGGAAUUCUCCUUUUUAUCCUCCGAAGAGUCCUCGGCGGAACUGUCACGAGCAACGUCGAGAGGAGCGUCCCCGCCGCCCCAGCCGGCAGAGGCUGCUGCCACCGAGACAGAGUGUGUGGACCACGCGCCAACGGACACGGCUGACACUGGAGGCGGCGAGCCUACUGUGUUGGACGACACCACAGGCGAGCUAGAGGGCAGGGCAUUGGAGGAGAACUUCAUACCACACACGUUUGUUCACGGCACGGAGCUGACGGCGUCCGCAACGUCGCUGGCAGAGCUUGACGAUGAGCUGACAAAGUGCGCUUUGAUUCUAUUCGACGGCAGGAUUCCUCAGUCACCGCCGCUGCUGGGGCAAGCGGAAGCGCCUCCGCGGUGGUCGGAAGCAGUCAACUACCACCGUGCAGUCUUGCUGGGCUACGACGAUGCCGGCUUCGCGUACAUCGACGCGCAGGCGUUUGCGCAGCGGGUGUCGCCACCCCAGGGGUGGCGUCUGUUCCCCCUCCCGCUGCUGGUGUGUGUGGCAGCGAGAUUGAGUCACUUUUACCGCGAUGCUGAGCUGGCAGACAGAGCAGGUGAGCAAAGCACCGACCCCGGUAUCUCUGGCUCCGCGCUGCGUUACCCGGUGCUGCCGAGGCCCGCAAGGACUACUACUGCUGGGGGCAGCGGAGAAUUUGAGAGCGGAUGGCUGGGCCGCAAUAGCAGCACUCGUGCAACCGUAUUCCCGCCUCCUUACCCGGCCCCGGCAUCUGGCGAGCCACCUGUGUCGAUGUCAUCGGGCACAACGCCGCCUGCCUCGUCCCUGACAUCACUCACGUACCUGAGUCCGCCCCUGCGCUGGCGUCUGCCGACGUGCGGCCACGCCCCGAUGCUGGACCUGCAGGAGCUGUUCCAGGUGCAGCCGAGCCGUGUGUAUCAGCUGGCGCAGCCGCCGGGGGAGGCGGUGUUCCUCGGCGUUGCGCUUGGAGUGCCAUGGAUUCGGCCGGUUGUAUUGGCUACCGCGACACCCUCCAGUGUAUCGUCGUCGUCGCCAGUGGCGGAGCGUCGCGGCGCCAUGCCACACGAAACUGCCCCCUUGACUUCAUCGCCAGGAUCGCAGCCACCGGCCGGGUAUCGCUGGAAGGAUAUGUUUGCCUGGGCGGUACCGCUCGUUGGGUGCCACGACGCGAGCGAGAUUCGAGCCCGUCACGGCCUCAUAGACCCGACACCAGCUGCGACGGAUGUGCUCCCCGUAGCUGCGGUUGCCGAUACCCAAGGAUCUGCAACACCCUCUGUGCCGCCAUCAGCAGUUGUUGGUGCAGUGCUCGAGGGGUCGGAGCAGGCACCAUCACCGCAGACCAAUGAAGCCGACGAUGAGAGCAGCAGGACUUCCGCCCCCCUGUCGCCUCCGCCUCAGUCGCCGUCGCCCAAGCCUCUCACUGCCGCUGCGCCGUUCUUUGUGAAAGAAGGCACCACUGUCUUCGUGCCUGGCCGCUUCGGUGUGAUGCUCGAGUGCAACACCAAGCCGGCGCUGAUGGUGGCUCAUUUUGGCGUCGCGCACGGCGAUCGGCUUGUACCGCGCGCUCUGUCGACCCAUCCCGCAGCGGCGCAGCUUUCCGGUACACCAAAGCCAGGCGAGGCGCCGACUCCACCACUGCCGUCUGGAUCCUUAACCGUCAUGGGGCUGCACGGUAGAAACGUGCUCGUGCUGCUGGCAGAUGGCGAAGGGCAGACUGCAGAGCUGAUCCACAUUACGCGCGGUGCCGCAGAGGUGGCAGAGGCGUUUCGCAAAGUGGCAGGAGCGCCACUAUCGCCGCCUGCGCUGCCGCUGGAACCGCUCAGCGUGCCUGCAUUCUCAUUGGAGUCGACAAUUAUCACCGAUUCAGCAGCUGCUGUUCACUUGGUGGUCGAGGACGAGGACUCGCAGGAACGGCCGCAGAGGCUGGAGAAAGAGCGAUGGGAUGGCGAGGCGGCACCCAUGCCCCGCGCAGCGACUUGGAUUUCUACUGAGGAAACUGACGUCGUCAUCGUCCCUUCAUCAAUACCUUCUGCUGAGGUGCCGUUGAGCAUGUAUGAGGCAGCAGGGACGCAGGGUUCGGAGGAAGUGAGGGAAGAAGUCGGCACCGCUACACCGGUGGUCGAUGGGGCCUGGAAUGGAGUGCCACCACCGAUCAAAGCGGUAAUGCCAGCUAGCCGUAGCGAAGCCGGUGAGGGUGGUGCGCACAGCUCCUCGGAUCGCAUUAUGGACAUUUGGCAAGCAGCCCCAACAUCAGCCGCUUCUGCCCGGCAUGCAUGCCAAUGGUCGUCAGCGACGUCGUCCUCAGUGUCUGCGACAUCCCCCGAGUCACAGGCUUUGCCGCAAAGCCAGCACCAGCGGCAGCAGCGAAGUCUGUCGAAACAGAUCGCGGAGGCAAAAGGAAACAAUUCAGGUCCUUCCACAGCUAGAGUCGACCCAUCAAGCACUCUCACGGAGGAAGUUGCGGUGCAGGCGACUGAGGUGUGUCCGACUUCUGCAGAACAGCUGGUUGACCCUGCAGAGGAGCUGACAGUCGUGUCUGUCGUGACGCCAACCACAAGUGGUGCGGCGCCGCUGAUGACUGUAUCAGCGGCCAACUAUACCACAACUUCCCCAAGCGGCGAAGUUGUGGUCGAAGCGAAGGCUGUUAGCUUUGUUGUCAAAGCUGCGAGCACCAGCACGCCCAGCGAGAAGGAUGUGCUUCUACACAACCUUGAAGUGGUCCCUGCCGAUGCUCGGCUGCACGAGAACUUGGAUCUGCAGCUGCUUGAGAAGGAGCACAGCGUGCGAGAUGAUGAAAUGGGGCUUCACCUGAAGCACGACGCCAGCUUAUUGGCUCAGGCUCUCUCCUCUAACCCCACGCCGAGCGUACGCUUGACUCCGUCGUCAUCGAUGACGCAACCAUCGAAGUGGCAUCCCACAGAUGACGUGCUGGAGAAGUCGCUUGCAGCGGAGGAGCACUUCAAUAGCGAUGGGGCCGACGUGUACCGCCUUCAUGCAGCACAGACGAGCGAUCACGAGGAGCGGAAUCAGCACUCGAGUGGCGCACAUGCCGGAGAUGAUAGCGCGUCCGAUGCUGCUUUUCAUUUGCCAUCGCUGCUGGCGCCGCCUCAACAGCAGCGAUGGGUCAGCGAAGCGCGUUCCUCUCUCCAUAGUGCCAUUUCAGCUAAUGAAGAGGUGGCGGCGACGACAGCGACAACACAAUCGCUCGAGUUGUCAUCGACGGUGAUGCCGCGCUCUCAUUACGCUGAAGAGGCUGUCGUGGGCGGUGCGGCACGACAAACGCCGCCUUCACCAUUACUGGCACACCCAGCGAUGACCUUCGCAUCCUCCUGCUCGCCGCCGCCAGCGGGCACUGCUGCCUGCCAGGCCGCAUCUCGAGCUGGGGCUGAGCAGCUGACUUCUUACCCUGCCUUAGCCACACCACCGUGUUCGGCUGCCUUCGGGAUGCAGCACUACUCCACAGCAAAGUCGUCUGAAGCGGCGACCGCCGCCAUCCCGACACCGUUUAUCAACUUCCUCAAAGCGUACGGGAUCUACGUGCUCAGCACACACGGAGCACUGAGCGGAGGCGAGAGCAGGCAGCUGCCCAACGAAGCUUCGCCGCACAUGGGCGAGCACGCGGCGCAGACAGGGGAGCCUUCGUGGGGCAGAGUGGAGCUGUCUUCAAUACUCAGCUUCUACCGUGCGCAGCCACUGGCGCGCAUCAUGGAGGCGACAGCAAUUCAGCGGCGCUGCCGUGCUGCGUGGAAGGCGGCCAUCACAUCCAGACCUACCUCUGCAGCACCACAAGCCGUGAAUGACCUGCAGGUGUGCAAGCUGAAGGCAUCUGCGUCGACGACAGUCUUUGAAGAGCUGUGCGUCAAUGAGCUCGUGUCACUGCUAUCUAUAGUGCAUCAUCCAUUGCCGGAGCGAGAGAGGACUGUACCGGGGUGA
Messenger RNA from Leishmania braziliensis MHOM/BR/75/M2904, 4317 nucleotides. RefSeq lists its product as hypothetical. The transcript has a single exon. The coding region runs from base 1 to 4317 and encodes 1438 amino acids. The record is from RefSeq and is a predicted model, not a curated record. Lineage: Eukaryota; Euglenozoa; Kinetoplastea; Trypanosomatida; Trypanosomatidae.